ACAAUAAUAAAUUAUAAAAUAUUGAACUGUGCUAUAAAAAUAAAGUGUUUAAUAGCAUAUUUGUACUCGGUUGUUUUUUGUUGUAAAACACGCUAUCGUUUGACUUGUUCUCGAUAAGAGAAAGCAAUGGAGGAAGACUUAAUAUUACAACAACCAACGGAUAGGCGUUUGGGCAAUACUAAUGCAUUACCCCCCGGGCCGCCUGGCGUAGAAAUAGAACCAAAUGAAUUUAGUUCUAAACAGCUAGAAUCUGAACCUUUAAUAAAAAAAAGUCGAAGACGUUCACCUUCAGGGAGUCCGCCGAAAAGAAAAUCAGUAUCUCGGAGUCGUCGUUCGCCUUCUCCACUAAGGAGACGUCGUUCACCCUCACCAAGACGUAACCGAUUUCGUGAUUAUUCACCAGAUCGUAGACGUAUCAGACGUUCGCCGGAUCGUAGACGUUCUCCAGAUCGACGACGAUCUCCUCCGCCACGUGAUCGGCGAGAUCGACGCGAUCGUUUUCGUGGUCGAGGACGUAGUAAUAGUCGUUCUAUAAGUCCAAUUAGAAGGGGUGGUAAUAGAUGGUCGCCAAUGAAACAAAAUUCUCCGAUGUUGGUACAACAACCACCUCCACCAAUUAUAGCUCAGCCACCACCAAGUGCACAGCAGCCAUAUGGUGUUAUGCCGCCACAAAUGUAUAUGGGUAAUCCACCCCAAUACAAUCAAUAUCAAACCGGCUUUCCUACAAGACCAGAUCCCUAUGGUAUGCCGCCACCAACAGCACCUAAUUUUAAUGCUGCUUAUCCACCACCAAAUUCUUGGGGUAAUGAUGCAUAUGCUCCUCAGCAAUGGAUGCAACAAACUGUGCCUGUGCCAGAGCAACUUCAACAAAUGCAACAGGCACCAGUUACUACUGCAGCACCACCAGAACCGAUUAUGCUAGCAGCAAAUGCAACUGCUCAAGCUGUUAGCAUGAUACCUGAGGCGCCACCGGGCACUUUAGAGAACAAUACGGUUAAUCAUAAUGCGGCCGUUGUUAAAGAAGCUGAGAAUCAACGGGAUGAAUUGAAAUGGCAACGACUAAAUUAUUUGAAGAAAACCGCAGGCCUUAAGAAUGAAUUGAAAAAGUUGAAGGAGCAACGCAAAGAAUUAGUAAUAGGUGGAGCUCCACCAUCUCCGACAACAAAGGGUUUUAUUGACGAGAAUGAAAACCUUCAGAAUCAAAUUGGGAAAAAGUUAAGUACUAUUGAAAAUGUAAUUGAUAUGCUUAAUGGUUUGAUUGGUGAGGAAAACAUUGAAAAGGAUCAGGAGUUGGUGGAAGCCGACAUCGUAGAUGAAACAAAACAACAGUUGAACACAAAUUCAGAACAAGUCAAGAAAACAUCAAAUAAAUCGACAAGUUCCGAAAGCUCUUCAGGCUCGUCUAGUUCCAAUGAUUCUUCAUCAUCGUCGUCAUCAUCUGAAAAUGAGGAGGAUGAAAGUUCACCAGAACGUUUAAAAAAUAAAGCAAUGGAAUCAAUGAAAUCAAAAAUAAAAGAAACUAAAAAGGAUACUGACAACAAUAGAGAUAUUAGUACAAUCGAUGAAAAUCGUGUAAAUUACGUAUUUUACGAUCCUGAAAUGCAUUGGUGUCAAACAUGUGACGUGUUUCCAAAAACAGCUAAGGACUAUUUAAAUCAUUUACAUUCUCGAGAUCACAUGGAUCGUGAAAGCAUUGAAACUCCAUGGCACAGCAAUAUGCCUUAUGAUCAAUAUCCAACAUAUUCAAAUGUACCCAACAAGCGUACUCCAAUACGAGGUUUAUCAUUUUUUGUUCCAGCCACCGCUUGGUACUGUAAAUUAUGCCAAGUUUGGAUGGGCGACUUACACUGCGCCUCUACACAUCUUAAGUCUCCUUUGCAUUCAAAUAAGUAUACCCAAUAUUUAGAAAAGAAUCCAGACUAUGAAGCUAAUUGGCUAGCAGAUCGUCAACGUAUUUUGAAUGAAAAAAAAUCUGUAUCGGCAAAUGCAGUAACUACUAUUGGCCAAUCCAAUAAAAAAGCAAAGAAAGAAGAGAGCAAAAAACGAAAGAAAAAGAGGUAA
Teleopsis dalmanni is the source of this 2061-nucleotide messenger RNA. RefSeq names its product zinc finger matrin-type protein CG9776-like. The transcript has 8 exons. NCBI's taxonomy places the organism in Eukaryota, Metazoa, Arthropoda, Insecta, Diptera, Diopsidae. The record is from RefSeq and is a predicted model, not a curated record. Gene Ontology annotation, biological process: positive regulation of DNA-templated transcription; negative regulation of DNA-templated transcription. The coding region runs from base 127 to 2061 and encodes 644 amino acids. Gene Ontology annotation, molecular function: nucleic acid binding; zinc ion binding. Gene Ontology annotation, cellular component: nucleoplasm.